Molecule: messenger RNA, 5979 nt
Organism: Procambarus clarkii (red swamp crayfish)
Lineage: Eukaryota; Metazoa; Arthropoda; Malacostraca; Decapoda; Cambaridae
Product: basigin
Biological process (GO): homophilic cell-cell adhesion; axon guidance; dendrite self-avoidance
Cellular component (GO): plasma membrane; axon
Molecular function (GO): cell-cell adhesion mediator activity
Source: RefSeq, a predicted model, not a curated record
UACAUUCUCGCCUGAGUCCCUUGUUGUGUUAUCAUCAGAGGUUAGACGUCAGUCUUAGUGGUGGUGUCUUAGUGCUGUGUGGCCUCUUCUAGUGUCCCGCCAUGACCACCCUGGCUACCCUCCUCCUCCUCACACUGGCCGGGACGUGCUAUGGGGCCGGCGGUGGCGGAGUGGCGAGCGCAAGCAGUAGUGGAGCGAGCUCACUCACAGAAACCGAAGGAACUCGUCGUCUUGUGGAGGGUAAACCAUUGUCGUUGUCCUGUGACUACAAUGCAACAGAACUUCAUGCUACAUGGAUGAAGGAUGGAAAAGAGGUGCUUGAUGGUGAUCACAUCAAGCUGUACACAAACACUACUUUAUACAUUGCUUCUGCCACAAAACAAGACCUGGGAAACUACACAUGCACAGUUCCUGGGGACCAAGAGCCCAGAGUCAUCAAUGUUGUUGAAAUCUCUCUUCAUAAACACUUGCCCAAGUCCACAACGGUGUUAGAGAACGACAAGCUCUCUCUCACGUGCUUGGUGGAAGGUGAUCCUUUUCCAGUUGUUCAGUGGCUCAAAGAUGGGGAACCAAUUCAAGACACCAUCAAUUCUUCAAGAAUGGUAUUAUCAGAAAAUGAGUACCAUGUCCCUAAUUCUAGUCUGUUAAUCAAGCCUAUAAUGAAAUCUGAUGAUGGUAACUAUGUUUGCCUUGUAUCCCAGUACUCCAUCCAGCUCAACACAACAACAGACGUACGCGUCAAAGAUAUUUAUGCUGCUCUGUGGCCUUUCCUUGGCAUUGUAGCCGAGGUUCUGGUACUGUGUACAAUUAUCUUCAUCUACGAGAAGCGUCGCAUAAAGCCCAACUUUGACGACUCUGACACGGACCACAUCUCGGAACAGAAAAGCAAAACUGAAAACAACAAGGAGGCUGAAGUUAGACAGAGGAAGUAGAGGUGCAUUCAGAUGUAAGAAACAUGAAGAAUUGUGAAGCAUACUUUACAAAAAAAUCCUUUUGAACAGAAAAAAACCAUGAAAAUGACAACUCUGGCGUUUAAGAUUGAUCGUGAGCCAUGAGUUGUAACCGUUUCCUUAUAGCAACAGGAAUGUGUUGGUGUAGAAUAGUACAAGUGAGUUUUGCAGGUUUAGUGCUUAAGCAUCUGGAAGCACCGCCUCUGAGAACAUCCACAAGCAAAUUCGACGAGAGAGAUGUAUAACUAUGAGAAUAUGGUACCAAGGUAAAGUGAUUUGUUUAUUUUUAGAAUAAGAAUAACUAUUGAAAUUUAUGUUUAUAUUAAUAUAUAUAAUAUUAAAGACAAGAUUUACAAAAUUAAAGACAAUUUAAAGUUCUUGUUAAAUUCAUAUACAGACGAGUCAUAAAAUAAAUAUACCUAGGAAUUGGUUUUUAAAUAUUCAUAAUUACUUUUCUAUACAAGCCCCACACAAUUGCUGUAUUUUUUUAUCUUAAGUACUGUAGGUAGCUCGAAAAGAAUGGUAGAAAAUAUUCAUAGAUUUUGUAUUGUUUGACUUACGUGGUGACCAGUGUACCAGUCAUUUUUUGGGGUUUCCUGGUAUAAAAAGAGUGAAAAAAAUACUUGUGUAAAAGGAAAGGGACGUGUAAUCUAUAAGAGCCACGGAGAUAAGUAUAUUAUUGCAGUAUUUUUACUUUUAUAACAUCAGCAUGUUGUAUAACCAGUAGUAACAACCCAUUUAUAAUAUAGAACCCCAAGUACAGUACAUUGAUUAGUUAUUAUUAGUUGCUUGGGGUUUGGAGUGAUUUUGAGUAAUUGUCCAAAUGUGUCUAACCCUACUUCAAAGUUUUAGAACUAGUACAUCAUGAUUGUUUUAUGAUUUUAUUUUGUGGCUUUAUAUAAUUUUUCAGAAGUCAAAAUAUUUUUAGUGUUGAGCCAUGACUUGCAAUGCUUACACAAUAUGUUGAGUUGGUAUCUUUUGAUGCAGAGGACACCAAAAGUGGUAAUGUAAGUGAAAUGUAAUUUACUGAAAGAAAUUAUUCCUUCAACAUUAAUAGACAAAUAAUUAACCUGUUGGUAUUUAAGGAUUAAAUUGUGGUUAUCUUGUCUGAAAAGAAUGUGUAAGAACCCUCAGAGAUGGAAAUUUAUGAUUAUCGUCAUGAAAGUAAAUUUAGUCACCCUUAAGAAUGGUGCGAAUAUGAAAACUGCUCUAAUCAGUGGUUUUAUUAUAGAUAUUCAUCAUGGUGGGCAAAUUGUUUUUUUUUAGUAUUGCAUAAGACUGGUCAUGCCAUAAUUUUUCAAUGUUAAAAUUUAAUGAUUUACAAGAUUUGACAAAUUCUAUAUUACUAGUAAUUCCAUUCUCAGAACUUAACAAGCAUAACAUUUGAAGCCAUUUUAUAUUGUCUUUUUGGCUUGAUGCUUUCUUCUGAUAGUUGCUUGGUUGAACUGAUUGUAUAUGAACCAAAGCAUGAGAACUCGGGCAACCCACCCAACAUAUCGAGCUCGAUAAAUUACUCGUUAGUCCGAGGAAGUGUGAAUAGCGGGAGGUUUGGGUGUAUGUGGUGCGAGUGUGUGUGUGUAAAAUGUGUGAACAGGGAGAGGUGCGAGUGCAAGCAGUGGUGUGAACAGGAAAGGUUUGACUACUUUUGAGUACAAUAGAUCUUGGGUCAUAUAUAUUUAGGUUGCAAAAUGAAGAAAAAAUUUACUAAAAACAUAUAAAUAUAUUAUAGGGUGAUCUGUUUAUUUAAAUAAAUCAUUGUCAUAAGUACUGUACUGUAUGCAACUGGCCUGAUUUGCCUAAUAACAACGUACGGGAAAUUUUUCUAAAUUCAAACGGUUUUUCCCAAAAGUUAUCAGUGUAGCUUACUCCAUCAGCGAGGCUUGUAACUUUUCAGUAUUUUGCUCUAAUGCAAACAAUUUCAAAGAUAUGUAUUGUUUCUUUGAUUCAGGAAUGUUGCUACAAGCCUUGAGGGUGUGCAGCCCUGAGUUUUUCUAUAAAGAGAUUGCUAAAAUAUAUGAAAUUGGGAAGAGUUUAAAAUGCCCUAAGAUGUUUUUGCGUUGCUUAUUCGGGCAAGCUAAACGUACGUUUUAUAAUCAUGUCCCCAAAGCUAAACCAGAAAUUAGAAACUCGUUGGUGGUACAGCAGUCCUUAUAUGGUAGGACUAGGAAAAACUUUCCCCAGUUUUUAAGAACCUUAAUAUGAAUCUGGUGUUCAAUAAUAGUAUGAUUAAGUCCAAUUUAAUAAAAAAAAUUCCCAGGUACAGCAGGUUGUGUGUUCAAUUCCCUGCAAUAAUUGGUAGUCUAUGUACCUCGGACGAACUGGAAAAUCCUUACAAUUGCACUUUUCCCAACAUGCUAGACAACUGCCCAGAUUUCUAGUGCAUUGUACCUACACGCAAGUUUGUGUGAUCACACUAUUAAUUAGGGAGAGGCGAAAAGCAUUACCAAUUGCAGCGGUUUUGUUGAAUGGAAUUUGAUUGAGUCUGCCCUAAUCAGUGUCCAAAUCUUCUUGAUGUUAGUACUGGUAUGUACAAACAUGACCCAUAUUUAAGUUGCAAUAUUGCACAACAAUUUAUGGAAAAAACUUGUCAGGGAGUGUUACAGUGUCUCAAUACAAUAUUAUAAUAGAUAUAUUAUCUAUUUGUGCAAUGAGUCUUUUUCUUUAUUCUUUCAAACUUAUUCUCUGACCACUUGUUACUUCUGGACUGUUCUAAGGUACUCUAUACCUGCUUGUGGCUACAUCACUCCCUGGGGAUGGGUGAUCAGGCUGCAGACAUUGGGCUCCACCCUCCCUCUGCUCCUCUUAGCCAGUCUGUUGUUGAGAAAGGCUCUAACCAGCCGAAACGUUUUUGCAUAACUACAUUUUAAAAUGCCUUUUGAAAUUUGUUCUUUAAUAACUACGUACUACAUGAAUUACUUGUGCCUAGUUUUAUGUACUGGGCAGUGCCGAGUAAUAAUCGGCAUAAUUGGGUUGUAUAAAAAAUAAGGCUCGAAUCAAAAUUUAAAAAUAAUUUUGCUUGGGAAAUUCUGGCUAUUAGGUAUGAGACACAUUGCUGUGUGUGUGUAUGUAUGUAUGUAUGUAUAUAUAUAUAUAAUAUAUAUAAUAUAUAUAUAUAUAUAUAUAUAUAUAUAUAUUAUAUAAAGAAAAUUGAUUACUUGCUACUCUUUUUAUCCUAGUAUUAAUCAGAGUUACUGCUAUAAUUACUGAAAUAGCUCUUCAGGCAAUUAAAUUAUCUUGCCCCUUUCCAAACACUGUUCUCUAGGAAAUGGCAUAUUCCCUAAAAGUUGUGUGGAGGAAUUAGUGAUACAUUCACCAUAAUUAUUGUAAUAGGUAAACCAUUCACUCCAUUCCUCCUUCCCCUGUGUUAUGAGUGUUAAUAGAGAAUAGGUGCACAAGUAUCAUUCUAUUAAAUGUACAUUCAAGCAGUCCUGUAGUGAAAUUGCUCUCGUCACAGUGCCACAUCGAUAUGAUGAUGAUUACUUUUGGCUAGAUUGCACAGACAGUUGCAAGAUUUUUAGGUUUUUUGAGCCAUGUUUAACGGCUAAAAAAAAAAAUUGCAUUUUAUCUCUCAUUCUGUGGUAUGUAAAAAUGUGCCUUCAUCAUAAUGCCUUUUGUUUAAGAGGGACCUUCUCAAACUUUGAGAUUGCUUCCAUAGUACCAGUAAUUAAUAGUGGGAGGUAAAGUUGAGCAAAGAUGCAUUGUGUACUCAAAUGGUUUUUUUUUCAGACUAUUCCAUGCCUUUUCCCAGUUGAUGCAAUAACCAGCAUUUUUAGUCACGUGUGUGUCAAACAUAAUUGCUUUUUUUUUUUUUUUUUUCUUUGUAUUGGCUGGAAAAUGGUAGAGAAGAUUGUUUCAAUUUCUUUAUUGAUCCUGUUUGUUCAUAGUUUGUUGAUGUAGGUAGUGAAGAGCACAAAGUGCUGACAACAGUGUAGAAACACCAAGAGAAGAGAAAGACUUGAAUAGCAAAUGACGUUUUUUCUGUGAGACCUUUAUCAAGGCUAAUAUACCGGGCUAGUGCUCAUAAUGGGGCUACAUAGGGGAAGAAGGGGAAGGAACUAUCAAGAGAAAGUGCCAAGCCAUUGAAAGUGUGUGCAAAAGACAUCUAUUACAAUCCAAACUUUUGUUAGCAGCAAUAGUUGCCUUAUAAUAAUCAACAAAGUAAAUGUAUGCAAAGCAUCCCAAAACCUAAAUAUGGUGAUUUAUGAACACUUAUGUCUGUUUCGCUAACAACAACAACAACAACAGUGUGCGUCUUGCACAUAGGAGCAACCAUUCAUUAGCUUAAGAGAUGCUAAGCUUAUUAACAAAGAAGAAAAUAUUAGGUGACUGUGUAUUGAGUCUGCAGCCAUUAAACACUGCAACACCAUCAAAUAGCAUGAAAAUUUAAUGUUGCCAUCUGGUUGAUACUUGGUUGAUGGGGUUCUGGGAGUUCUUCUACUCCCCAAGCCUGGCCCGAGGCCAGGCUUGACUUGUGAGAGUUUGGUCCACUAGGCUGUUGCUUGGAGCAGCCCUCAGGCCCACAUACCCACCACAGUCCGGUUGGUCCGGCACUCCUUGGAGGAAUAAAUCUAGUUUCCUCUUGAAGAUGUCCACGGUUGUUCCGGCAACCCUCUUGCUAGCUUAAUACUUCAUAUACAUGGAUAAAACUACAAAAUCUAUCGCCCUCACUUGUUUUGCCAUGUUGCCCUUUUAUAAGCAUUCGCCUUGUGAAUAAGAUUUUAUGAAGCCCUUACAUGGGAAAUAAUAUUUGCUUUUAAGGUUAGUCUCUUUGAUGCUUCUAUAAUGUUGACUGUUAAAAAUAGAUCCUCAUAGUUUUAUUGUCUUCAAAGUAUUGUACUAAAAAUUAUAUAGUUGUAUAAAUAUUUAUAUUGAAGAUGAUGGUAAAUUUUAUUAAUUUUCUUUUUUUUAUAGAUUUUAUUCAAAUUACAUACAGUAUCAAUACUAAAAUAAUGUGCAAAUUAUAUAUAUUUUAUUUUGCAUCUCAAUGUAUGCAAGGUGUUUACAUUCUUAAUAAAUAUAUAUUAACUAA